Hibiscus syriacus is the source of this 725-nucleotide messenger RNA. Its product is annotated as probable E3 ubiquitin-protein ligase RHA4A. The transcript has 3 exons. The record is from RefSeq and is a predicted model, not a curated record. Bases 42 to 524 code for a protein of 160 amino acids. NCBI's taxonomy places the organism in Eukaryota, Viridiplantae, Streptophyta, Magnoliopsida, Malvales, Malvaceae.
AUUUAUUUGGUUUAAGCUUCAUAUCUUUAGGGUAUAAGCCGAUGGGUGUUCCUCAAGCUCAACCACCUUCGGCUCCUCACCUUUAUCCUCAAGCUCUUCAACUUAAACUCUACCAAGCAUUCAUAUUCUCAAUCCCCAUCCUUUUCUCAAUCAUUCUCUUUCUCUUGUUUUACUUGUUUUUCCUCAAGAGAAGAGCCUCUAAUCUCUCCAACUCUCGCCCUAUUCUUCCUACUACUACUAAUUUUAAUCCCACGCCUUGUCAAUUGAGUUUGGAAAGGGAGCUUACAGAUAAGCUGCCAACGGUUUUAUUUGAUGAAGAAUUGAAGACUAGGGAUACGCUAUGCAGCGUUUGCUUGGGUGAAUUUGAGAUGAAAGAGGAACUGCUCCAACUCCCAUCAUGCAAACAUGUGUUUCACAUGGAAUGCAUGCAUCGUUGGCUACGCUCCAACUCUACUUGUCCGCUUUGUAGAUGUUGUGUCACCCUUACUAUUAUUCCCAUCACCAAACACAAUAUGCCGUCUUAGCCACAACAUAGUUUCGUUUUAUUCUCACAUGAAUUGUACAUUAACAUCAUCGGAAAAUAGAACUAUACUAACGGAUCGACAAACUAAUAGUUAAGUGAUUAUAAAAAUUCUAAGUCCAUAUUAAUGUUUAAGGUUCAAAUUUUGUAAAACCAGUAUCCUCCUCUAACUUUGAAUGUUUGAGAGAAACAAUGACACUUACGA